AACCUGCAACUACAACAAGGACAAGCAUACACCCACCAACGCAAGUAACAAACCAGAGAACAAGAACAAGAACAAGAACAAAAUUUUCUAAUUGAAACUGGUUAGUGAUUUUCUCCUUCAUAUAAUUCAAUGAUUCAUAAUCGCCAUCUGCUUUAUACUACUACGAAUCUCUAUAAACUCACCCGAAAUCUCUCUCUUCUCUUCCGCUCCUACCCCUUCAUUUCCCCAACACCAUUUGCCCAAAAGUUAACGUUUUUGACCUCUACAAACAGAUUCACUCACAGUUGGGGAAACCCAGUUUUGUGUAAAGAUUUUAGCUUUGUGGGUCAGGUUCAUUUACUGAGAUGUUAUUGUUCUGAUAGUGGUGGGUCUAAGGAGUGGACUGAGGAAAUUGAGUACUUGGAUGAAUCAGGUAGUGUUAUUUACAAAGGUAAGGGUAUAAGGUCAGUGGAACCUGGUCUUGAUGAUCAUGUAAUGGUGGGUGAGGUCAAGAAACCCUUUUUGAAUGCCCUGGCUGUGGCCAAGAUUGUUGAGGUUGUUAAAAGGUGGAAAUGGGGUCCUGAAUUGGAGACCCAAUUGGACAAACUUCAGUUUGUGCCAAACAUGAUCCACAUUACUCAAGCUUUGAAGGUCAUUAAUGAUGGUGAUGCUUGUUUGAGUUUGUUUAGGUGGGCUAAGAGGCAGUCCUGGUAUUCUCCUAGUGAUGAUUGUUAUGUUAUGUUAUUUGAUGGUUUGAACCAGCGUAGGGAUUUUGAUGGGAUUCAAUCGUUGUUUGAUGAGAUGGUUGGUGAUUGUGCUGAUAGUGGGGUUUCCAUGACUAUUGCAAAUAAUCGAGUUAUUCGGUACUUGGCUAAAGCUGAGAAGUUGGAGGUAUCUUUUUGCUGCUUUAAGAAGAUACAUGAUGCAGGUUGUAAUGUUGAUACUGAAACGUAUAAUUCGCUCAUUACUUUGUUUUUGAAUAAGGGUUUACCUUAUAAGGCAUUUGAGAUAUACGAGAGCAUGGAAAAAGCCAAUUGCUCGUUGGAUAGUUCGACUUAUGAAUUGAUGAUCCCAAACUUGGCAAAGUCAGGCCGUCUUGAUGCUGCUUUCAAACUCUUCCAAGAAAUGAAAGGAAGAAAUUUCCGGCCAGGUUUGAACAUCUUUACAUCACUCGUUGAUUCAAUGGGGAAGGCAGGGAGAUUGGACAGCGCAAUGAAGGUUUACAUGGAGAUGCAAGGUUAUGGAUACAGGCCACCCCCUACUAUAUAUGUUUCUUUGAUUGAAUCUUAUGUGAAGUCUGGAAAGUUAGAAACUUCUCUUAGGCUUUGGGAUGAGAUGAAGAAAGCAGGGUUCAGGCCUAACUUUGGCUUGUAUACUUUGGUUAUUGAGUCCCAUGCAAAAUCAGGGAAGCUUGAAGUUGCUAUGUCUGCAUUUUCAGAUAUGGAGAAGGCAGGAUUUUUACCCACGCCAUCUACAUAUGCUUGUCUCUUGGAAAUGCAUGCUGCAUCUGGGCAAAUUGAUCAUGCCAUGAGACUGUACAAUUCAAUGACUAAUGCAGGAUUAAGGCCUGGCCUAAGCACUUAUACUGUUCUUUUGACUCUACUGGCUAAUAAGAAGCUGGUCGAUGUGGCUGCAAAAAUUUUACUUGAAAUGAAGUCAAUGGGGUAUUCUGUGGACGUGACAGCUAGUGAUGUUCUGAUGGUGUAUAUUAAGGAAGGUUCAGUCGAUCUUGCUUUGAGGUGGCUGCGUUUCAUGGGUUCAUCAGGAAUCAGAACCAAUAAUUUUAUAAUCAGACAGUUGUUUGAGUCAUGCAUGAAGAAUGGCUUGUAUGAGUCAGCCAAGCCACUUCUUGAAACAUAUGUUAACUCUGCUGCAAAAGUUGAUUUGAUACUUUACACCUCCAUUUUAGCCCAUCUUGUUAGGUGUCAAGAAGAGCAGAAAGAGAGGCAUUUGAUGUCUAUCCUUAGUGCUACUAAGCACAAGGCACACUCUUUUAUGUGUGGACUUUUCACUGGCCCAGAACAGAGGGGACAACCAGUGUUAUCUUUUGUCAGAGAAUUUUUUCAAGGUAUUGAUUAUGAAUUGGAGGAAGGUGCUGCAAAGUAUUUUGUCAAUGUUCUUCUAAAUUACCUAGUUCUUAUGGGGCAGAUAAAUCGAGCUCGAUGUGUUUGGAAGGUGGCUUAUGAGAAUAAACUUUUCCCAAAGGCUAUAGUUUUUGACCAGCACAUUGCUUGGUCCCUUGAUGUAAGAAACUUGUCAGUUGGAGCUGCUCUUAUAGCAGUUGUGCACACACUUCAUAGGUUCAGAAAGCGCAUGCUAUAUUAUGGUAUUGUCCCAAGACGGAUUAAAUUGGUGACAGGACCAACUUUAAAGAUUGUGACUGCACAGAUGUUAAGCUCAGUGGAAUCACCAUUUGAGGUGAGCAAAGUGGUUCUACGGGCAUCGGGAGAUUCUGUCAUGGAGUGUUUUAAGAAACCAAUAGUUCAGCAGUUUCUUCUGAAUGAAAUUCCUUCUAGAACUGAUAUACUGAUGCACAGGCUGAACAUACUUUUCCCUAGUUCUGCACCAGAAGUUCGAUCUCUAUCUCCUCCCAAACCUCUCAUUGCAGGCAGGGCAAUGUAAACAGUCUUGUUAUCUGAGUUGAUGCAGAGUAUGACUUUGUCAAGAAUGGAGUAUUCAUAUAUGCCAAGUUAUGGUUUUGUGUCCUGGUGAAAAUAGAAUUGCUUUAGUUUGCAUUUUAGAGGACUACUUAUUUCUCAGCUUUUAAUUAAUAAUUUUGUUGUUCUUUCGAAUUGUUAACCUUCUUCUGAACCCUCCCAUUCUGUUCUCUCUCUCUAAAUUUUCCAUCUUUCUUUUAUCUCUUCCCUAUUCAUAUUCACGGUAAGCUUCUAAACAAUGCAAUGGCUUUCCCUCUAAGGACAAUUUUUUAAAAAACAUUAUUUAGAAAAUGCAUAUGGAACCGAAAGGGCUUUCCCCUCAAACAUAAUUUAGCGGAAGAAAUCACCCUAUCAUAAAUUACAAGAAUGUUAUUUAAUUUCAGGUGAAAGAGUUGGAAGAUGAAAAUCAGAGGGCUGGCAACCUUUGUUAAAGUUUGUUCACAAUGUGGAUUUUGCUUCUGAGAAGAAGACGGUAUCCCAUUUUGGUGCUGACACAAAGGAAUUGGCAUUGCAUGACACAAAUAUUCACCCCAUUAUUUGACUUGAUUAUUUAUAUUCAAGAUCAAGAUGCAACAUCAUUGCUUCAGCAUAAACUGGCUGUUCUGAAUCUUCUGAUGAAUGGAGGCUGCGCACACAAAUUGAUCGAUUCGUAUCUUAUCCGAGGCAUUGCUUCACUGAAUAAGGAAUGCAUCUACUUAAGAUGAUACUAUUUUUUCUCUUUCCCAAUGUGACUCUGCCAGAGAAUAUAUGUUGAUAGUGUCUGUUAAAGCAUUGAUUGGGAUUGUCUUUACCAAAAGAAUGGCAUCAUGAACAUAUUGAUUGAAAUAACAUUGGUUCUACUGUUCUGGUGUUUACAUGACAAGAACUUAGCAUUUGGUUGCUCCUUUGCUGACUGCUGAAAAACCUUUUCAGUGAUUUCACUGCUGCUUAGUUGGCUACUUUUCUGAGUUGUGUUCAUAUUUCUUCCUCAGGUCAUCAUAAUAGACGGGGCUGUCUUUUGUCAUAAAGACACCAAGAAAUAUCAUGCAAUGUUAUCACAUGGUCUCCGAUUGCUCCAUUGAACAACUGCUGUUUAAAAUUGAGUGCAGAGAAGUUGUUGCACAAGACCAAGCAAUAUUCAUCAUGACAUGAACAUGUAUCUCAUAAUUCAUUGCGCUUCCUUGAAUGAUGUUAUAAUUUCAUGUAUCAAAGGUAUAAGCUAAGUUUGUAUAGAAAAUAAGAUAAUUACACUGACUUCUUUUGAAGUUAGCUUUAAUUAUACUGACAUUCUUCUUGUUGCUUUAUUAUUUGUAAGGGCACAUUGAACUUGUUUUUUGGAUACACUUAUCAAUAAGUAGUUAACUUCUG
This is a messenger RNA of Abrus precatorius (Indian licorice), 3983 nucleotides long. RefSeq names its product pentatricopeptide repeat-containing protein At1g79490, mitochondrial. Gene Ontology annotation, molecular function: protein binding. Lineage: Eukaryota; Viridiplantae; Streptophyta; Magnoliopsida; Fabales; Fabaceae. The record is from RefSeq and is a predicted model, not a curated record. The transcript is spliced from 2 exons. Bases 130 to 2601 code for a protein of 823 amino acids.